Messenger RNA from Acanthoscelides obtectus, 1604 nucleotides. The record is from the annotation of a GenBank genome assembly. Lineage: Eukaryota; Metazoa; Arthropoda; Insecta; Coleoptera; Chrysomelidae.
UCAUUUGUGAAAAUCCGUCCAGCCGUUUGGCCUAUAGGUGAAAAAAGGCACGUUAUCCAUAUUAACCCAAAUGAUAAUCACUCUCCGCGUGACGUCAUGCGCGCCGGGGGACGAAAAUCGAACAGCGGAGCAUGUGGCACGCUUUGUUGUGGCGACAGUUCUUCCCAGUGGGGAAAAAGAGGGUGCUCAUCAGACACGCCUUUUUUUUCACUUGACAAGUCGGAAUCACAUCACGCUUUCGUUUUUUUUGUCGCCUGUAAUGUCAAGCUGACCUGUCAAACCUGUCAAGAUCCACCGGAAAAAUAAAAAGUCAUCUUUUAAGAUUCUCCUAAAUAUUUUUCUACAUAAACGGUACAUUAGAAUAAAUAUCACACCAGAUAUAAUUACGAAAUAUGGCCCGUAGAUAUGAUACAAGGACAACAAUCUUCUCCCCAGAAGGGAGACUUUACCAAGUUGAAUAUGCGAUGGAAGCUAUUUCUCAUGCUGGUACUUGCUUAGGCAUUCUCGCCAAAGACGGUAUUUUAUUGGCUGCUGAAAGAAGAAAUACCAACAAGUUGCUAGACGAGGUUUUCACCUCGGAAAAAAUCUACAAGCUAAAUGAUGACAUGGUAUGUAGUGUCGCAGGAAUUACCUCAGAUGCAAAUGUUCUUACAAAUGAAUUAAGAUUGAUAGGACAGAGAUAUUUGUUCCAAUAUGGAGAAUCAAUCCCUUGUGAACAGCUAGUUUCUUGGCUUUGUGAUGUUAAGCAAGCUUAUACACAAUAUGGAGGUAAAAGACCAUUUGGUGUAUCUAUUCUCUACAUGGGUUGGGAUAAACAUUAUGGCUACCAACUGUACCAAUCUGACCCAAGUGGGAACUACAGUGGAUGGAAAGCAACUUGCAUAGGAAACAAUAGCUCAGCAGCAAUUUCCAGUUUGAAGCAAGAGUAUAAAGAGGGAGAAAUGACUCUGAAAGAUGCUAAAGCUUUGGCUGUUAAGGUUUUGGUGAAAACUUUGGAUAUGGCAAAACUCACCUCUGAAAAAGGUUUGUACUGACUCCUUGAAUUGAAGAGUACCAAGCAAUAAAGUCAUGCUUGAAAAUUAACAGAAUGUAUACUUCUCUGGUGUGUUCCAUUCCUGAUCUUCACUACAAACAUUAACAAAUCUCUGUAUAUGUAACUGGUAUUACAAUAUAAGAAUGUUUUUAUAUUGGUACAUAACAAUUUUCAUGAAACGAGACUAAACAUUUGUAUUAUAGCAUAAAAACACGGUUUUAGUGCUUCCUGAAAAUUGUGUCGCCCUCACCUUGUGCAAUUCAAAAUGCUUAUUUGAUCAGUACGUCAAGCAUGAUAGUUUGAAACUAAAAACCGUUUUGCCAGAGGUUCCACUAUUUACCCUGGUAAUUAUAUCUUUGUAAAUUUCAAUGGUACAUUACUGGAACUUUGUAAAAAACGAUUCUUGAAUUCAAAAAUCUUGAAUUACAUACAAUAACUAUUAUAUCUUAGUUUUUUCUAGAUCAUGUACGUUUUUGUGACUACUCUGGUGCCACUUCUCUGGCAGUUUUAAUAUUGUUUUUACUACUGUUCUUUUUCUACACUUUACUCAAACACAACCGUUAGCCUUAGG